AUGGCGACCGUGUCCGCUCUUGCCAAAUACAAGCUCGUUUUCUUAGGUGAUCAAUCCGUUGGGAAAACCAGCAUCAUCACUCGCUUCAUGUAUGAUAAAUUCGACAAUACCUAUCAGGCUACUAUUGGUAUUGACUUUUUGUCAAAAACAAUGUACCUUGAAGAUCGCACAGUUCGUUUGCAGCUUUGGGAUACUGCAGGACAAGAAAGAUUUAGAAGUCUCAUUCCAAGCUAUAUAAGAGAUUCUUCAGUCGCAGUUAUUGUAUAUGACGUUGCCAACAGGCAAUCAUUUCUUAACACUAGCAAGUGGGUAGAGGAGGUACGUACAGAACGAGGCAGUGAUGUUGUAAUCGUUUUGGUUGGAAACAAAACUGAUCUUGUUGAAAAAAGGCAAGUCUCUAUAGAGGAAGGAGAUGCCAAGUCACGCGAAAGUGGGAUCAUGUUUAUCGAAACCAGUGCAAAAGCAGGAUUUAAUAUCAAGCCUUUAUUUCGAAAGAUUGCUUCUGCUUUGCCCGGGAUGGAAACUCUUUCUUCAACAAAGCAAGAAGAUAUGGUUGAUGUAAAUUUAAAGUCCACCGUGAAUUCAUCCCGCACGGAGCAGCAGGGAGGAGGUUGCUCGUGCUAA
Messenger RNA from Lathyrus sativus (Indian pea), 624 nucleotides. The record is from the annotation of a GenBank genome assembly. NCBI's taxonomy places the organism in Eukaryota, Viridiplantae, Streptophyta, Magnoliopsida, Fabales, Fabaceae.